Messenger RNA from Sitodiplosis mosellana (orange wheat blossom midge), 1947 nucleotides. RefSeq lists its product as uncharacterized. Lineage: Eukaryota; Metazoa; Arthropoda; Insecta; Diptera; Cecidomyiidae. Bases 191 to 1687 code for a protein of 498 amino acids. The record is from RefSeq and is a predicted model, not a curated record. The transcript has 3 exons.
AGCAUUCGAAAAAGAAACGCUUUUUAAUCGCAAUCGAUAUGAAAUCUAGAAUGAAGCAAUGAAUCACCUUGGCCACGAAAUUUUUGUUUAUACUCAAUCAGACUAGUUGACCGCUAGAAAUUCAAUCGAUUCCAAGCGUACAAGAUCACGGCGGACAUUUUUUUUCGCUUAUUCCUAGAAAAUUUGCAAUAUGUCUGCUAAAAUGCCUCGUGCUGUUUCAGCAAAAUUGCCAAAAACCGUCGCUUCAUUCAAAACAAACACGAAAAGAUCAAGUGUACAGAGUGCUGAUAGUAAUCGCAGCGUUUUAGCUCCCAGCAAUAAUUUAAAAGUUCGACCAAAGACGGCGUGGAGAAAGAGUGAUUUGGAACGCGUUCAAGCGGCCAAUCAGAUUUUGACGAAAGAAGAGAAACAACGACAACUGGAAAAGAAUGAAGCCGAAAUACGGAGACUUGAAUUGGAAAGCCAAAAUCGGAAGCGAUCGUUGCAAGAAUUGGACAUGAUUCGAGAUGAAAAGCUGGGCAAACAUCAUGAUCCGUUUGCAGAAGAGAAAGCCGAACAAGAAUCAAAGCUACUGGAUCGUGCAAUUUUAGCGAAACAUGAACAGGAAGAUGAAGUUAAACGAGCAAAUAAAAUCAUCUUGGCCGCCAAAGUACAUGUACUUCAGGACGCGCAAAUUAAUGAGAAAAAAGAAUUGGAAAAAAUGUGGCGUGAAAAAGAGUUGCGUUUAGAGAAAAUGAUGCUAGAGGAAGAUGCAAAAAAGUUGGCCGAACAAAAACGAAAAGAGCAAGAGUGGAAGGAGCUGCGGGAUAAGUAUGCAAACGAAUUGAAAGAAGGUUUGAAAAAUCGUGAAAUAAAGAAAUUAAUCGAAGCGGAGCGCAUCGAAAAUGAAGCACAAGCAAUAGCCAUGGCACAGCUAAUUUUGAAAGCCGAAGAGAAGGCCAAAGAGGAAGCAAGACGCGAACGAAAAACGCAAAUACUCAAAGACUUUAAAGAUACCAUUUCGGCGUCAGAAGUAUUCAAAAGAAGAGCCGAAGAGCAAAAGCGUGAAGCCGAAAUGAAAGCUCAAGAGUACAUGCGACAAAAGGCCGAACGAGAAAAAGAGCUGGAAAAAGAACGAAAAUUGCAACGUGAACACAAACAGAAGGAAAUCGAUCGUAUUUUAGCUCGGCAAAAAGAAAUGCUCGAAACAAAACAGGAAAGCGAAUUGGCCAAUCUACGAAGAAUUCAAGAGCAAAAAGAACGGGAAUUCCGUAGAAAGGCCAUGGAAACAGCCGUUAAGCGAAAGCAAAUGGAAAAACAAGUGCUUGAAGCGCGUGCUGCUCAAAUUGAAGAAACUAAACGGUCCCGGGCGCAAAGAGAAGAGCUGGAAGCACUCGAACGCCAAAAACAAUUGGAAAAAAUAAAACAUGAAGAAGAAAAGGAAAAAGCCGUUAAAGAAAAAUCGUAUCAUCUCAGGGAAAAGUAUCGUGCAGAAAUCAUCACACAAAUUCAGCAAAAGUCAGAGAGUCGUAAGACCAACCAAAUCGAAAGUCAUCAAGAAUAUGAAGAGCAAAAGAAGAGAGAAGAGUGUCGUCAAGAGAACAUUCGAAAGGUUAUCGCAACAAAGGUGGCCGAGAUGCGCGAAUCCAAAAUACCAGAACACAUUAUACGCGAUGUUGAACGGCAACUCAAACUAUGCCAUGAUUAACUUUGAAUUGAAAAUUUCACUCAGUUAACCGAAUCACAAAUGAUUGUGCUGUAAUAAAUUUCUUCAUGCAUUUCUCGGCCGACUUAGUAGGCUGAUUGCAUUAAAAUCAAUUGUUUUAUGAUUGAUGUGACUGAAAAUUUCAACUGAUUCCUUUAUCAACAUCGAUUUUUAUUAUUCGAUGAACAUUUAUUUCAGUAGUUGCACACAAAAUCUCAAUCAACUAACUAUUUGCUACGUCUGCAGAGGAAAUUCCAAGAUCU